This is a messenger RNA of Marchantia polymorpha subsp. ruderalis, 2362 nucleotides long. The record is from the annotation of a GenBank genome assembly. NCBI's taxonomy places the organism in Eukaryota, Viridiplantae, Streptophyta, Marchantiopsida, Marchantiales, Marchantiaceae.
UUUUUUUUCCCGACGUUGUUGAGCUGAUUACUACCCGACCUGCUGUCUUUGCUAGACCUCUUGCACAUGUGGACGAUCGAGUUUCUGUGUUAAUGCCUUCAAGUGGAGUGAGUCAUGUGUCUUUGCUGCUGCCAAAGUUCUGAAUUGGUCAAUUCAUCCGGUGAAUCGUGGUAUCUAAUCGGGUCGUAAGCUCUGAAUUUGAAGUGGGAAAGUGAGAUGGAAUCCAGUGAGGUUUUUGUUGCUUGCAGACUUGCCUGAACCUGGCCGUCCCAAGUCCUUGCAGUAAGAAGAUUACGGACAGACACAAGUAACACCCACAUCUCAGUCCGGAUAUUCGCACAAACUAUGCACAGCAGUGAACAGAGCUCGUGUUGUCUUCUUGAGUCUGAGGACUUGAUCAUCUCAGUUUCGAAAUGUGCUCGAAUUUCUUCCAGGAACUCAGAACUCGAAACAUUCGAAAUAGAAAAGUGUUCUGCAUGCUUGGAUUGAUCUGAGUGGAGCGGGAUCUGAAUCGAUAUGGAAAGGAAGAGAAAUGGGUUAUCUUCUAAAUAUCUAUGUUGCUUGCCGUGCAAUCUACGGUCGACCAAGGUUGGAAUCAGAGAAUUUUCAGGUUUGAUCGCAAACUCCAGUCAGCUCAAACCCGCCAGAUGUUUUACGCUGAAGGAGAUUAAGCAGGCCACAAAUAACUUCAACCAGCGGACUAUUCUCGAUAGUCCGGAUAAUGCCGAAUUUACCGUAUACAAGGGGACCCUCAGUAGCGGAGAGAUUGUCAGAGUACGGAGAAGUUCCACUAUGGGGAUCAACAUGAAGAGCAAGAUGGAAAAGGAGUUGGAGCUACUGUCAUGCCUUUAUCACAGGAACGUCGUUUGCCUGGUGGGCGUCUGCUUCAGCAAGGACGACCACCUGCUCGUAUAUGAGCAUCUUCCCAACGGAACCCUAAGUGAUCACCUCCACGAUAAAACCAAACUUCCACUUCCACUGGAAGUAAGAUUGGAUAUUGCUAUAUGCAUUGCCAAAGGUCUUGCACAUCUGCAUGGGCAUAUUUCGCCACCCAUAAUCCACCGAAACGUCAAGUCAUCCAGCAUACUCCUCGGCAACAAGUUCGUGGCCAAACUGUCGGAAUUUGGUCUGUGGAAGCAAAUGGAUGAUGAAGUGCUUGAAGGUACAAGAUCGACAGAGGGUUAUAUGCCUCCCGAGUAUUAUAAGGCGAGGAAGUACACAAACUUGUCGGAUGUGUAUGGUCUUGGAGUGGUUCUGCUCGAGCUUCUCACGGGGGAGAAAGCAUGUGACCUCGAACGUCAUGCUCACAACGAGGAAGCCCUGCUCGUGCGGAGAAUAUGGUCAGCACUAAGGCGUGGUGGCUGGGAGGCACUUCAAUCAAAAUUGGAUCCGUUUAUCAGGUAUCACCCCAAACAAAACCUGAUACAAAACCUGGUCAAUACAGCACUUUACUGUACUGAGGAAUUGGAAACCGAUCGUCCAGACUCGAAAAGUCUCGUGGAAAUCCUUGAAAAUCUGCGAACGUUUUCUUAGCUCAACCCUUCAAGCCAGCGAGUUCCAGAGUCUCGCUACCACGCAUCCAGCAUAAUGGCGGCUGUCGAAAGCGGUCUUCCAUACAUGCCGAGUUGCUGAAAAAUUGCGCGAUACAUCCCCGAGGCUAAUCCCGUUAAUGAACGAGUAGACCACUUGCAAUACGGGGAUUUGGAACUCGUCCUCGUCGGACGGCAUUGAUUGCAUGAUUUCUCAUUCGUAACUAGGCUCAUCACGCAAUUUUGUACCUGGAGGAUUCGGCGUGAGAAACGCGCACCUGCUACUGUGUACUAGUUUCAUGCUUAGAGUGUCUCUUUUACCUGCCUCACAUAGCAUCAUAUAGCUGACAGAGUGUGGAAGCAUCAACAAAUCUGGAGUUUAUUUGAGAUCAUAUGCUUGUAUGAAAUUAGCUUUUCUCGACGAACAACCGACGUAAGAAUUUUUCAUACAAGAAUGGACGAAAGCACGUUGUCCGUUGUUACUUAGAAUUUUUUGUCUGUUCCAAAAAUUAGAAUGUUGCAUCCCCUGGGGAAUUCGUAGUUAAUUUUGCAGAACUAUCAGCUGGAUAUCGGCAGCGACAUAUACAAAACUAACCCAUUCUUCAUCCAGCUGAUUCACCUCUGGCCUUUAAGAGUGCUGGAUGCCGGUGUUCUGUUUCCUUCGAUAAAGUGAACGAGAACGAUGACCAGUGAUUACUGUUUGACUGCUCAAUCCAGACAGAGCUAUCGCAUCAGGAGUAACAGUUGAUGAUCGGGGUUAGAUUCAACCUCCUGGUGACCAGAUCUGUUUUAGUAAGAGGCCAGCAUACAUAGACAUAGACAUACAGCCGCCC